Molecule: messenger RNA, 735 nt
Organism: Kalmanozyma brasiliensis GHG001
Lineage: Eukaryota; Fungi; Basidiomycota; Ustilaginomycetes; Ustilaginales
Exons: 1
Coding region: 1-735 (244 amino acids)
Source: RefSeq, a predicted model, not a curated record
AUGACAUCGUUCACGCCCAACCCCAACUUUGACAAGGAGAACUCGAACCCCAAGGACUGGGCCUACCACCUUGGAUGCCUGCCUCAGAAGCACCACAUCGUCUUCACAAAGGAAGACUUCGUCCUUUUCCUCAAGCAGCACAAUGUUCAUGUCGGACCCAACUUUACCGAACUCUCCAAGCUGCCCAAGUACGCUACCAUCGGAAAGCUCACCGUCUCGGACAACGCGGCUCCCUCUGCUGACUCAGUAGCUGCCUCAACGUCGGCACCUCCGCAGGCGCCGCAGUCUCAGCAGCGCUUCGAGCAGAUUGAAGAGCAAUCGAAUGACAAGAACGUCGUCUACACCAGCUCGGGCGAGGUGUUCCGUCCCAGUCGCAAAGUUCGCCAGCUUCCCGGUGGUGGAUCUGCACAGGUCACCGCUCUCUUUGGCAGUGAGGCCGACCAGGAAGAGGAAGCACCUGCUCCCGUUCGCCGCGCCGCAGCUCCCGUGCCUGCUGCGCCUGCACCCGUAGACGACGGUUUCGAGCCCCUUGGCGCUGCCCCAGCAAGGCGCACCGCGAGCGGCAACAUUGCCAAGUCGCAGGAAUCCGCCUUUUACAACGACGUCAGUUCGGACAAGGCAGGCGUCUACGAGGGCGUUCGCAACGACGCUGUGAUGAACAACGGCUUCCGACCCACCCGCCGAGUCCGAGUGCCUGGUGGCACUGGCGGUCUCUCGAGCAUUGCAUUCGACUAG